AGCAUCAGCUCACCAAUGCAAAGUAAGCAUGAGUGCUAUCUUCCUGAUGUCCAUGCUUUUUGGCCUUGCAUGUGGACAAGCAACAUCGUUUUGUAUUCCAACCGAGUAUAUGAUGCAUGUUGAAAGGAAAGAAUGUGCUUACUGCCUAACCAUCAAUACCACCAUCUGUGCUGGAUAUUGUAUGACACGGGAUAUCAAUGGCAAGCUGUUUCUCCCCAAAUAUGCUCUGUCCCAGGAUGUUUGUAUAUACGGAGACUUCAUGUACAAGACCGUAGAAAUACCAGGAUGCCCACACCACGUCACUCCUUAUUUCUCCUACCCUGUAGCUGUGAGCUGCAAAUGUGGCAAGUGCAAUACUGACUAUACUGAAUGUGUGCACGAGGCCAUCAAGACAAACUACUGUACCAAACCUCCAAAGUCUCACGUGCUGGGCUUUUCUAUCUAACUUCAGUAGUGAUAUGUACAAUUCAGGUAAAUGUGUUUGCCUAGAAUAAAACUAACAUAUUAAUA
This is a messenger RNA of Rhinolophus ferrumequinum (greater horseshoe bat), 510 nucleotides long. RefSeq names its product thyroid stimulating hormone subunit beta (gene TSHB). Lineage: Eukaryota; Metazoa; Chordata; Mammalia; Chiroptera; Rhinolophidae. Gene Ontology annotation, molecular function: hormone activity. The transcript is spliced from 3 exons. Bases 29 to 445 code for a protein of 138 amino acids. Gene Ontology annotation, cellular component: cytoplasm; extracellular region. The record is from RefSeq and is a predicted model, not a curated record. Gene Ontology annotation, biological process: G protein-coupled receptor signaling pathway.